Molecule: messenger RNA, 1320 nt
Organism: Anguilla anguilla (European eel)
Lineage: Eukaryota; Metazoa; Chordata; Actinopteri; Anguilliformes; Anguillidae
Product: GTP-binding protein Rheb
Exons: 8
Coding region: 280-834 (184 amino acids)
Biological process (GO): small GTPase-mediated signal transduction
Cellular component (GO): plasma membrane
Molecular function (GO): GTPase activity; GDP binding; GTP binding
Source: RefSeq, a predicted model, not a curated record
ACAUUGCUUAUGGGAGUGACGCAGAUAGUACUAAUAGUCUUGGUUUUUCGAAAAAAAAAUUGUUGAAAAUUCCGUAAAUUUUUUGUUCAAAUACUAUUUUUAUCAGUUGACAUAAAAUUAAGAAUCGUUCAGACGAUUCCCGGUUUAAGCCGGGUUGGCGCAUCACCCAGGCCUCUAUGUUGCUCAUACUGGUCUAGUAGCUUGCUGGAUAGCUGAGUUGAUGUGUCGAUUGUAGCUAACGUUAGCUGGUGGGCUACAGAAUAGCAAAAGAAGAUAAAGAUGCCGCAGCCGAAGUCCCGCAAGAUCGCCAUCCUUGGAUAUAGAUCUGUGGGAAAGUCCUCUUUAACUAUCCAGUUUGUGGAAGGCCAGUUUGUUGACUCGUAUGAUCCCACCAUAGAAAACACGUUUACGAAAAUGAUCACCGUCAACGGGCAGGAGUACCACCUGCAGUUGGUAGACACGGCCGGCCAGGACGAAUACUCAAUCUUCCCUCAGACGUAUUCUAUAGACAUCAAUGGAUACAUCCUGGUUUAUUCAGUCACAUCCAACAAAAGUUUUGAAGUAGUAAAAGUUAUUCAUGAAAAGCUGUUGGAUAUGGUGGGAAAGGUUCAAGUGCCCAUUAUGUUGGUUGGGAAUAAAAAAGAUUUGCAUAUGGAACGGGUAAUCAGCAGUGAAGAAGGAAAGGCUUUAGCCGAGUCCUGGAACGCCGCCUUCAUGGAGUCCUCUGCUAAAGAAAACCAGACUGCUGUGGAGGUGUUUAAGAGGAUAAUCCUGGAGGCUGAAAAGAUGGACGGAGGGGCGCCGCAGGGCAGGCCACCAUGCUCGCUCAUGUAAUUCUGCCCAGUCGCCGCACUGGAUGCUGGGAUAUCCCUCUACUUGAAGGCUGACUGCCUGUUUUUCUCCUCCAUGUAAAUGUUUAUUUUAUUUUUAUUUUUUUACAUCACACUUUUGUUUUUUUUGUGCGUAUGUGUUUGUGUGUGUGUGUGAAUGUGUGUGUCUUUCAUAAGUGGGCAGUGAAAUAGGGAUGCAUCUGUUACUCAGCCACACCCCCCUUACCCAUGUCCCACUGCCCCGCCCUGUGAAGCCCCACCUCCGAUGUGAAAGAUGAACCUUUUAUGUUCCAUUUUUCUCCUUUUAAUAAUUUCUUCUUUUUUACUUGGUUUCCCUUCACACUUCCUUUAUCAGUUUGUAUAUUGUAUUUCUUAAAAGAUAAUUAUGGCCAAAAAAGUUGCCAGCAUUCAUUUUCUUGUGUAGUGAAAUGUUCAAAUCUUUUUUGUUUUUGGAUUGUAAUCAUUAAAGCAGUAUAUUGUUACAGUAUUA